AUGGCAUGUGCCCUGUUGAGGAACAAUCGCGUGAAGCAGAUGUUUAAGCUCCCCAUCCGCUCCUUUUCCACCACGCGACCUAUCAAUGCGGACUUCACUCAUGCGGUGAUUGGUGCAGGUGUAGUCGGUCUCGCGACCGCAAGGCAGCUCGCAGCUCGCGAAGGUACCUCGACUAUUCUGCUAGAGCGCCAUGAUGCGGUGGGCACAGAGACGAGUAGUCGCAACUCCGAGGUAAUCCACGCAGGUCUAUACUAUCCCGCAAAUUCCCUCAAAACGCGCCUCUGCAUCCACGGCCGUAACCUCCUCUACGACCUCUGCGCCCAAAACAGCAUCCCCCACCGCAACACCAAAAAAUGGAUUGUUGCCCAAACCCCUGAGCAAUGGGAGGCCUGUCUGAAAGUGCACACCCACGCACAAGCCCUCGGCGACGCCCCGACCCGACUUAUCGGACGGGACGAAGCGCUGCGCCGUGAACCAGACGUCAGGGCUGAGGCAGGCAUUGUAGAGAGCGAGACAACGGGUAUUGUAGACAGCCACUCGCUUAUGACGUUCCUGCAAGGCGACUUUGAGGACCGUGGCGGCGACGUCGCGCUCAAGACGCGCGUGACGGCUGUCGAGGCUAUUGAUGGCGGUCGUGGUGGGUAUAAGAUCACCGCUAUCUCUGAGGAUGGAUCUGAGACUUCUAUCACGGCGGAAACGCUGGUUAAUAGUGCCGGUCAUGGUGCUUGCGCGAUUAGCAACAUGCUCCUCCCCCAGGAGCGUCAUCUCGUCCCGCAUUAUGCCAAGGGAACAUAUUUCUCGUAUGCGGCGUCUAGGCCGAAGACUUCGGUUUUGGUUUAUCCGGCGACGCUGCCUGGAACGGGUGGACUGGGGACGCAUUUGACGCUUGAUAUGGGUGGACGUGUUCGCUUUGGGCCGGAUGUUGAGUGGGUGGACAGUCCGGAUGAUUUGAUUCCCAGCGCUGCGCGUUUGGAGAAGGCAUUGUUGGAGAUCAAAGCUUAUCUGCCUGGUGUUGAUAUUGAUGCCAUUACCUUGGAUUACUGUGGCAUUCGGCCCAAGUUGGGGAGAGGUGGUGCUGUUAACGAGGGUAAGGGAUUCCAGGACUUUAUUAUACGCGAGGAAGAGGAUCUACCUGGGUUUGUUAACUUAUUGGGUAUUGAGAGCCCGGGCCUGACGAGUUCUUUGGCUAUUGGAGAGAUGGUUGAUGAUAUCUUGUACCGUUGA
This is a messenger RNA of Penicillium paradoxum, 1224 nucleotides long. Its product is annotated as NAD(P)/FAD-dependent oxidoreductase. The record is from RefSeq and is a predicted model, not a curated record. The transcript is spliced from 3 exons. Gene Ontology annotation, molecular function: (S)-2-hydroxy-acid oxidase activity; (S)-2-hydroxyglutarate dehydrogenase activity. Lineage: Eukaryota; Fungi; Ascomycota; Eurotiomycetes; Eurotiales; Aspergillaceae. Gene Ontology annotation, cellular component: mitochondrion. The coding region runs from base 1 to 1224 and encodes 407 amino acids.